AAUCCCAGCCUGGCUCUCCCAAACAAAAGGGAUCUUGCGGCCCCAGGAGGAGCCGGGAUGACUUUGGAGAAGCCCCGCCUUCAGGCGGCGAGGAUUGGUUUCAGAGCCGCAAGGGUAAAGCUAUGAUUGGCGAGGGUAUCUGCCUGUCACUGCCGCCGGCGGUGUUGGACACUUUCCCACCAUGCCGACAACAGUUUAAAUAUCUGUCAGCUUUCUAAAAGUUUAACUGAAGGAAACCUCUAAGACUUCGUACCUGAGGACCAAAGUGCAGCCACCAAUUAUCAGACUUUCAGGAUGAAUCUGGAAAAACUCAGCAAGCCUGAACUCCUGACACUGUUCAGUAUCCUUGAAGGAGAACUUGAAGCAAGAGACCUUGUUAUAGAAGCUUUAAAGGCCCAACACAGAGAUACUUUCAUUGAAGAACGCUAUGGAAAAUAUAACAUCAGUGACCCUCUAAUGGCUCUUCAGAGAGAUUUUGAAACACUGAAGGAGAAAAAUGAUAGUGAGAAGCAGCCAGUGUGCACAAACCCCCUCUCUGUCCUCAAGGCGGUGAUGAAGCAGUGCAAGAACAUGCAGGAGCGCAUGCUGUCCCAGCUGGCCGCAGCCGAGAGCAGGCACCGCAAGGUGAUCCUCGACCUUGAAGAAGAAAGACAGAGGCAUGCACAGGACACUGCUGAAGGAGAUGAUGUCACCUACAUGCUGGAGAAGGAGAGGGAGAGACUGACGCAGCAGUUGGAAUUUGAAAAGUCCCAAGUGAAAAAGUUUGAAAAAGAACAAAAGAAGCUGUCCAGUCAGUUGGAGGAGGAGCGCACCCGCCACAAGCAGCUCUCUUCCAUGCUGGUGCUCGAGUGCAGGAAGGCCACUAGCAAGGCAGCCGAGGAAGGGCAGAAGGCCGGAGAGCUGAGCCUGAAACUGGACAAGGAGAAGAGCCGGGCGAGCAAGCUAGAGGAAGAGUUGGCAGCCGAGAGGAAGCGGGGCCUGCAGACGGAGGCCCAGGUGGAGAAGCAGCUGUCUGAGUUCGAUAUCGAAAGGGAGCAGCUGAGAGCCAAACUGAACCGAGAGGAGAACCGGACCCGUGCCCUGAAGGAGGAGGUGGAGAGCCUGAAGAAGCUUGUGAAAGACCUAGAGGCUGCCCAGCAGCACCGCAGCACCAGUGAGCAGGGCAGGGAGCCAGUGACCAUGUCCAGAGGCACAGCCACGGAGCCUCCCAUGCGAGUGUCUGCGUUUUGUCAAACAGAGAGUGUUCAGACAGAAAGAAGCCACGGGAGUGUCAUAACCAAGCUGACAGACACUGGUCUUCCAGGUCCCACCACGGCUGCUUACUCAUAUGCUAAAGCUAAUGGCCACUGUGACCCAGAGAUACAGACUACCAGGGAGUUGACCUCAGACAGCAGCACAGAAAACCAAGGGCCUCCACGGGAGAAAUCUGCAGUAGCGGCUCAGGAGAAACCAGUGGAGAAUGGUGGGUGUCCUGUAGGAACUGAGACUCCAGUCACGAUGCCUAGUCACCUCCCUUCCAGUGGCAGCUCCCUGUCUCCCAGCAGCACAGCCUCUUCCUCUCUGACAUCAUCUCCUUGCUCCUCCCCAGUUCUAACCAAGCGUCUCUUGGGGUCAGCAGCCAGCAGCCCGGGCUACCAGUCUUCCUACCAAGUCGGGAUCAACCAGCGCUUCCAUGCCGCUCGGCACAAAUUUCAGUCCCAGGCGGAUCAGGAUCAGCAAGCCAGCGGUCUCCAGAGCCCUCCAUCCAGGGACCUGUCCCCUACCCUGUUAGACAACUCUGCUGCCAAGCAGCUGGCCCGAAACACAGUCACUCAGGUGCUCUCCAGAUUCACUAACCAAGGGCCAAUUAAGCCCGUCUCUCCCAACAGUUCUCCCUUUGGGACAGACUACCGAAAUCUGGCCAGCACUGCCAGCCCAAGAGGUGACACCAGCCAUUCACCCACUCCAGGGAAAGUGUCCAGCCCUCUGAGCCCCCUCUCUCCAGGAAUCAAGUCCCCAACCAUCCCCAGAGCUGAGAGAGGAAACCCUCCACCAAUCCCGCCCAAAAAGCCUGGCCUCACCCCUUCGCAGUCUGCCACCACUCCAGUAACCAAGACUCAUUCCCAGGCAUCCUCCCUGGCCGCCACAGAAGACCUCGCCAGCAGCUGCUCCCCCAGUGCCGUGGUGGCCAAUGGCAAAGAUGUUGAGAUACUUUUGCCUACCAGCAGCUAGUCCCUAGGGCUGAGUCUCCACAUUUGACAUUCCAUCAGACUCGGGCCAAGAGCUCAGCGUUAAACCCUGGAGUCAAAUCAUGUUAUUUAUUUGAUAGUAGCUACAGCCAUCUGUAUAAUACAUUCAGUGUAUUUACCUUUUUGUAUUUUUUUAAGUAGAAAUUGAAUACUUUGGAUUUUUAUGACUCACCUCUUUGUACUAAGCUAGAAGGGGACCUCAUAGACAUAGCGCAUCUCAAGCUCUGCACUUGCCAGCGUGCUGCGACGAGGCGGCUGACUGGGGACCAGGCGGUGCUGCUGCCAGUCGGGGAGCUAGAAUUCAUUACUCAGCACUCAUUUCAAAUUAUGCAGAAGCGGUUCGUGCAGAUUUUUAUUCCAGAUGAACAUGUUUUAAAAGUGCCUGAAAUCGCCUGCCACGGGAAUGUGAUUCUGCGGCAGAAACAAAAGACAGAGCAUUUCUUGCAGCAAAUGAGAUCCUCUGUGAAUCUGAAUGUCAAAAAACCAACACUGCUUUUAAUCCUCUCUGACUGUUUAAUGCCAGCUUUGUGUUCUGAACCGAGGUUUGCAUAAGUAGAGUGGAAAUCCUUCUGAAGGGCGGGAACUCUGUCAGGCUGAGCUCUGUAAAGCCCUCAAGAAACCCUCCAGAACACUUAGCAGUUGGGGUGCUGAUUUUCUUGUGCUUUUGAAAACUUAAGUCAUUCUCCGUUUCCUGCAUCACUUCUUGAGUAGUGAAGUCACGUCUCCAUUCAAAUCCACCCUCAAGCAUCGGCCAUGGGAACUUCUGAUUCUGGUUGCUUUUACUUGAAUAGGAAAUGACAUAAUGAACUCUUUAUUCUGUGAUCAAAAAGCAAUAACUUAAAAGUCAGUCUUUGUAAUACUGUAAGUCAGAAUUAUACAGAUUUUACCAAAUUGUUACAUUCACUCUCCAUGCUGCCAGCACUUCUAUCUAUGGAACCAAAUGGGCGUAUAUCUGUAUCUGUAUAGUACACACCCCUUUUACAUGUUCAGCAUUCUCACACUCAAGCACAUAAGUAUUAGUGCAAUUGUAUCUCUGGAGCUUGCAGUGUAGCAUAAAGGACAAAGUAGAAUCAAUCGCAUGUUAAGAUUACCUACCAAAGCAAUUAGAUGUGACUUGGAGCCAGUCAGUCAACAAAGAAAUCCAUUUGACAAGGAAGUGGACAAUCCCAAACUAAGCUCACAUCAUCAGCAUCAUAGGAAAGCCCAUUAAAUCGUCCUAGUGCCACAGAACUCAGCUAGCCAUGUGAGUGAGUGAGACAGCACAGCCCCUCAAGUGCUAUCCACUCAGCCAUAGCAUCCUAGCCCCGUGUAAUGGGGCCACCCCUUUGAGCCCCAGCUCCUGUCAUGCAAAAAUUGCAGAUGGAGGUUACCAAUUCUCUAAACGUUCAUGGAAUUGAGAUUCCCACAAGAAGAUUCUCAUUCUGAUUUUAAAUGUUUUUUAAAUGCUGCUGAUUAGACAAACAUGGCUGCAAAUGACUUUAGCUUGCAGGCUACCAAGCUGCAGCCUCUCCCUCCCUAGAACCUGUGCUGUUUCCCUUGUAGUGAGUUUGUACAGACAGAAACCCCCAGGCUUCUCCACUGUGUCAGCUACAUCUGACCAAGUCCACAGAGCAGGACAGCCUUGCUCUUGGCAAGCAGAACCCCCGACACACCAGCUCAGGACACUGGUUACACAGUUUUUUAUCCAGAGUAAGAGAGAGGAAGGCCUUGGUGUCUUUACAUAAAUUGUUCUGGCCAGCAUCUACCCAGAAGCCCCUGGCCUACUGUAACCGUUUAUUGGGAAGGAGAAUGGGUGAUCAUUGGAAACACCUGAUCAUGUUUGCAAAACCAAAGGAUUCAGUGGGCCCAUUCAGAUGAGUCACAAGGAAUUAGAAAUUGAUUUUCUUCUUGAACCACAGAGCUGAAAACAAAAAGUCUCCCUAAUAAUUUAGCUAAUAGCUCUUAGUUAUAUUUUUAUUAACCCUUUGAGUCAGUGGGCAAGAGGCAGGUGAUUAAAAUCUUGGUGGGCAAGUCAACAACAGGGUAUACUGUUGACUCUCCAGCUUACAGUUUAAAUGGUUAAGGUAAAUGCAUGACACAUGAAAGUGUGGCUGGUGUCUGCUGAAAUGAUGGAGACAUGUGAAACUGUCCCGAGCGAUCCUGCAUGGAAUUUACUCCUAUUGCGGAGCCAAAAUAGACCAGUGAUGAUCAAACGCUGAACCUUCUCCUCAGGAGAGACUGCAGGGCCUCAGUGUUCUUACCUCUCUUGCUUUAAAUGGUAAUCUUAAAAGCUGUGUUGUGCUCUUCCUCUGUUUGGAGACAGAUAUAUAUAGAGAAAGAGAAAUGCUAUAGGGGAGUUUAUUUCUUGGGGGGGAUGCACUGAACAAUAUUUCUUUUACAGUAUAAUACAGGGGUGGGAUAUGCAAAAGAAAUGUGUAUUUUUGCUAGUUCCUAUCUUCUGAGAUAAUAAGCACAAUCCUGAAAUGGAUCCAAUAAUUCAGCUAGAUAUUAUAGAUUAGUAUUUCAGUUUGCAGUAGAUUGUGAGUGUGUGCGCUAAGUAAAAGUUCCAUGAUUCACAAUUUGGGUAUUAACCAUAUCAAAGAAGCUGUUACUGGUCAGCAGAAUCUAAUGAUGUGCUCGGUGUAACACAAGCGUUAACUAAGUCAUUAACAUUUGUAAGGCCAAGUGCAGAAGUCUUCAUUUUUAUAGUAGACUACAUUAAAACAAGUUAAAUCAUAA
Molecule: messenger RNA, 4946 nt
Organism: Mus musculus (house mouse)
Lineage: Eukaryota; Metazoa; Chordata; Mammalia; Rodentia; Muridae
Gene: Cttnbp2nl
Product: CTTNBP2 N-terminal like
Exons: 6
Coding region: 295-2211 (638 amino acids)
Cellular component (GO): FAR/SIP/STRIPAK complex; actin cytoskeleton; stress fiber
Molecular function (GO): protein phosphatase 2A binding
Source: RefSeq, marked validated